AAGCCUUUCCAUCUGGAAAAACAACACACAAAGCAACCCCAGGUCAACGUCCGCCAACGUCGUCCGAUACUUUUGCAAACAAGAGGUCUCUCGCAAUCAUGGCAGACAAGCAAGCCCAAUCCUCCAGCCCAAUCACUGACCUGGUCACUACUAGCCUCUCAGCAGCGAGCGGGAGCAUGGGGGGCUUGGUGGCAGCAUCAGGGGACGGUGAGGGACCCACAAUAGGUGACACGCACCAAGCAAACAACGGGGUUAAUCCACAUGAGUCGUUUGGGUUGACCAAGGAGUUACUGGAAGCCAUUGAUGCAGGCCGACAACGUGUGACAUCUACGGACCCAGACCACGUCAACAGCCUGCCAUUACGCAGCUACUUGGAUCAAACGGUCGUGCCGGUGCUGAUUGAGGGGUUGAAGGCGCUUGCUAAAGAGAGACCACCAAACCCAUGUGAAUACCUUGCAGUAUACCUCCUCCGGAACAGUGGGAAGACUGCUGCUACAGUGGGAGCGACCGCGCCGCCGUCGUCAUCGGUGGCUCAGCCGGCUGCUGGAGCAUCGACAACUGCUGCUCGGUAAACUUUUCUUGGCGGUCUAUAUUUAUAUAGGACUUCCCUAUUCCUUGAUCAUCAUUGAUGAACUAUGUGUUACACACAAAUGCAACCUAUCGUCUCGAUGCCGCAAUCCAAGCUUGAAACUAUAGUACCCCCAGCACCGUUCAGGUUAUAGAUGUCUCCAUCGGAAAGUCCCUCGGUUCCGUAGAAGUUGUAUUUGACGAGUAACGGUUUCCGACUGGAGAGUGCGACGCUCCAUGCUUUGCACACCAAGAGGCAGUUGCGCCGAUCCGAUGGC
Molecule: messenger RNA, 845 nt
Organism: Fimicolochytrium jonesii
Lineage: Eukaryota; Fungi; Chytridiomycota; Chytridiomycetes; Spizellomycetales; Powellomycetaceae
Product: Dpy-30 motif-domain-containing protein
Exons: 4
Coding region: 99-572 (157 amino acids)
Cellular component (GO): Set1C/COMPASS complex
Source: RefSeq, a predicted model, not a curated record